This is a messenger RNA of Pararge aegeria (speckled wood butterfly), 3828 nucleotides long. RefSeq names its product dihydroxyacetone phosphate acyltransferase (gene Dhap-at). The coding region runs from base 133 to 2151 and encodes 672 amino acids. Gene Ontology annotation, molecular function: glycerone-phosphate O-acyltransferase activity. Lineage: Eukaryota; Metazoa; Arthropoda; Insecta; Lepidoptera; Nymphalidae. Gene Ontology annotation, biological process: ether lipid biosynthetic process. Gene Ontology annotation, cellular component: peroxisomal membrane; mitochondrial membrane. The transcript is spliced from 12 exons. The record is from RefSeq and is a predicted model, not a curated record.
UUUAUAGUUUUUAUGUUAAACAUGAACGAAAACUUCGGUAAAAUAAAUAAAAAUGAUCGUAAAUAGUUAAAAGCGAUUGAAAACUUGAGCGUUAUUUUAAUUUGGUGCUAAAAUUAAAUUAAAUUCUCCACAAUGAGUGGUAUCGUUAAUUUUACUGAUAUAUUGAAACCAAGGAAUACGCAAUUCGGAAUAGUGAAAUUCAUGACGAAAGCAUGGGAGCCCAUGAAAACAUUAACCCUCGAUAAAUAUUACGGUCCGCAAGAUUUAAAAAAAGUGGUUGCAGAUUCGGUAUAUAUCGAUUCUUUUCUGGAGGCGGAAAGCAUUCGAACGGGCGUACGUAAAGAACAAUUGAAAAAGGAGGUGUUGGAGUAUUUAGAGGAGAUUGCAUUGGAUAGUAAAACACAUGUUAUGCGGUGGAUGGGUAUUGUGUUCCUCAAAGUCUGCUUCAUGAUGAAAAUUGGUGUAUUUGUCAAUGAGCCGGCAAUAUUAAAGUUAAAGUCAACAAUGGGAAAGAAUCCUGUAAUUUUUCUACCAACGCACAGAAGCUAUGCUGAUUUCUGCCUCACCACAUAUCUAUGCUACCACUAUGACAUAAGUUUACCAGCUGUCGCUGCAGGAAUGGAUUUCUACUCUAUGGCUGUGGUCGGUCAAAGCAUGAGGGAGACCGGUGCCUUCUAUAUCCGUCGCACUCUAACCGGGGCACCUCUAUACGCGGCGACGUUGCGGCAUUACGUGCGUACCCUGGUUGCGAAGCAUGGUGCGCCCGUCGAGUUCUUUCUAGAAGGCACUAGAAGUCGCAGCAAUAAAAGCCUGGCUCCGAAGUACGGUAUGCUGACAAUGACGCUGGUGCCGUACUUCGCGCGCGAAGUGACAGAUGUAACAAUAGUACCCGUCAACAUCAGCUACGACCGCGUGGUCGAACAGAGCCUGUUCGCGUACGAACACUUAGGCGUGCCCAAACCAAAGGAGACUACUGGGGGUCUCCUGAAAUCUCUUCACAGGCUAAACGACCACUAUGGGAAUAUAUACAUCAAUUUCGGCGAUCCGAUAUCCGUCGAGGAAUACUUCCAUAGGUCGGCCGAGAUCAAACGGCGGCGUACGGAAACUUUGAUGCCUUUAGAUUUGCAGCACUUGACUGCGGGACAGAUGGAAAAAGUGCACGAUAUCGCUGAUUACAUAGUGACGCUGCAACAGGAAUGCACAGUUGUCACUAUAACGAAUCUCUUGGCUAUCGUCCUUAUGGAGAGUCUGAUGAAGAAUGAGGCUUUGAAGUUUGAUCAGGUUUUGGAGAAAGUCGAAUGGCUGAUAGAAGUCUUGCGAACGCUCGGUGCGUCGGUGUUCGAAAACGACGUUAAAGUCAGUGUCGAAAGAAUUUUGGUUGUGCAUAAAAACAUGAUUACGCUGGACGGCGAUAAGAAGUUGCGGCUCGUACCCAGCUUACCCAUGGUCGUCAAUUCAGAUAUACAGCGGAAAAUGAAAGGGCACAUUCUGAAAGCUGAAACCAUGGUAAACGCUGUACCCAUCAUACAACUGCAGCUAUACGUGAAUCCAGUGCUGCAUUACAUGAUACCCCCAGCUGUCAUAACCGCCAUCUUGGUUAGAGGCGAAACUACCAGAGAGCAACUCUCUGCAGAAUACUAUAGACUGAGGAAAAUGCUAAGAUACGAAUACUUCCAUUUAGAGAAGACUGAAGAAAUGAAAUUUAACAAAGCCUUAGACUAUUGUAUUGAGAAUAACGUGGUGAUCGAAGCGGGAACCCUAAGGGCGGGUUCAGAGCAGAGACUCCAGUAUUUAUUGCAAUGGGCUAUAUUACCUGCGUUGACCACACUAGCGGCUUGCGUUGAUGUUAUGAUGCGGUGUAAGCAAUGCGAGCAUGUACAGUUAUUGAAGUUGGUGCAAGCGAGGCUCGAGAGCGGUCGGUCUCACCCGUACUGCCUCAGCCUCGACUCCGCGGCCAACUGUGUGCAGGGACUCGUGAUCUCAGGAGCUCUCGUAAGGCAUAAGAAAGAUAAAGAAAUAUCUUACGAGGCAGUUUCGGAGGAACUCAACGAAUGCCACAGCUUAGUAACAUCAGUGCUACCAAAACUUACUGUCGAUUUUGGAAGUUCCAACUGUGUUAUCAGUACAAACUCAGUUAAAUCGAAAUUGUAAGAGAUACAUUUUUUGUAGCGGCAACUAUGAGAGGUGCAAGGAUUCCGUAGUUUUUUUUAUGUAUAAUUAAAUAAAUAACCGCAGUGGAGAUUUCUACGAUAGUAAUCCAAGGUCGGUUACGGUGUUUGAAAGUCAAAGUGAAAUGGAAUUUAUGAGUGUUAUUUUGUUUUUAAAGUAAUAAUUUGACCAAGCAAAUGAUGAGGUAAGUCGAAAACUGUGGCAAAACAACAUAGGGAUUGUUAUAAAAAGAGCCUUGAGCUCCAGGAUUUAAAGGCGUAGGUUUUAAACCUCAUGUACCUGUUAUUACACCGGUAACUACGCCAUUCAGACCGGAACACUACAAUGCUGCUUGGCGGCACAAAUAAGCCGAAUUACUUGCGAAAAAAAUGGUGGUAGUAAUUCCAUAAAAUGUUCUACUAGUUCAAAAGCCUUGAUGGCUUUAAUUUGUAUAACACGCUACAGCGAAUCCUAAUUUAAAAAAAAAAAAAAAAGGUUAUAGAAUUUACAACGCUAAGACUAGGUAAUUAGGUUCAUUUUUCUUUGACUUUAGUAUUUGUAUACUCUAAAACAACGUCACAAUUGCGCGCAUGCAAAUCUUAAGUACUUAGCAAAUUCAAAAGAUUUAUGCUAAAAUAUUGCACGUUUUUACUAAACCUAAGAAACCCUUAAAUCAGAUGCCUAAUGAAAUAGGUGAUACCAAGACAGAGAAAAAAAAACUUUUUUAUCCAAAGUUACGACGCCGAUUUGCCGGUACUUAAGGUUUAGGAAAUUCGUAAACUGCCACUUGACAGAUUUAAUAAAUAAAUUUUUAUUUUUUAUUUUUAACAACCUUAAAUAAUUUCGAAUUCUUUAGCUAAGGAUUAACCUACUUAUUUUGAUAGGUCCUUGUUCGUUGUCAGUGGAAACUGGCAUAAGAAUAAACCAUUUUGAGCGCCAGUACUUUUUUAAGUCUCGAAUGAAAAUAUAGAUUUAUUCAGAAGCCAUUUCAUCACUUUAAAUUUUAACACAAAGUUGCAUUUCUAUAUAUGAGAAUAAGUAUAGUUUUGAAUAUCAGCCUAGAGCGUUUUCGGCUUCAGUUAGUUAAAUAGCGAUUAUAUAAUUUUUGUUAAGUUUUAAUGACUAGUUAAUUUUGCACCGAUUUUUUGUUAAUUUUUAAAUGAAUCAGUGCCAGCUGUAAUAAUUUAUUGUUAUAUUAUUAGUGAAUUAGGGUGGAUUUUUAAAUAACGUUUUAUUAUUAUUUUAUUUAUUCCAGAUGUAUUUUUAAUAUUAAAACCACAGUAUUUCACAAUAGUAUUAUAAAUGUUUACAAAGAGAGCCGUACCUCAGAAAGCACUAUAAGCAGUUUGUCCCGAUUAUUAACAGUAGAGUGAUCGAAAUCGUUAUAGCCUGCUAUUCCAACAUGGUGGGCCUUUACUCUAGAUUUCUCUCUCUUACGAGAUUGUUAGGCGGCGUAGCAAUUUAACACCUUAACAGUUUGGGAAUAUGUUUUUUACUGUAUCACAAAUAAACGUGGCCGACAGACCAAAAUAUUGCACACAUUAAAAUUCCAUCAAUGUAAUAAAAAACAUCAUCUAAGACAAGGUAUGACCUGAAUAAAUAAUGUAUUGAUUGUUUAGAUAUUAGUAGGAUGUGUUCAAAUUAUUGUAUUAUGCUAGUAUAUUGUUAUUCACAAAUUGU